This is a messenger RNA of Impatiens glandulifera, 1746 nucleotides long. Its product is annotated as cytochrome P450 CYP82D47-like. Gene Ontology annotation, molecular function: heme binding; oxidoreductase activity, acting on paired donors, with incorporation or reduction of molecular oxygen; iron ion binding. The coding region runs from base 13 to 1662 and encodes 549 amino acids. The transcript has 2 exons. Gene Ontology annotation, biological process: defense response to other organism. NCBI's taxonomy places the organism in Eukaryota, Viridiplantae, Streptophyta, Magnoliopsida, Ericales, Balsaminaceae. The record is from RefSeq and is a predicted model, not a curated record.
AAUCAUACAGCCAUGUUUUCCAUUGAUUUUUUUCCCUCACUUGAUCUUGUUAGCUCUUCAAUAGCAGGAUCAUUAUUGUUUAUAGUAUUGUCUCUCUGUUAUUUCAUCUUUCUUGGUGGUGCUGGAGCUCAACAUAGGCUUAAUAAACCGCCCGAACCGAGCGGAGCCUGGCCUGUGCUGGGUCACCUCCUUCUUUUCCGAGGUCCCAAACUUUUCCACUUAGCACUGUCUGACAUGGCCGACAAAUAUGGUCCAAUUUUCAGCAUCCGUCUUGGACUUCACCAGUCUGUUGUGGUUAGCAAUUGGGAGUUGGCCAAAGAACUGUCCACCACUCACGACCUAGCCGUGGCAUCGCGUCCUCAAUUGCUAGCAGGAAAGCACUUGGGCUACAACUAUGCUCUGUUGGGCCUUUCUCCAUACGGCUCAUACUGGCGCGAAAUUCGAAAAUUUGCGAUGUUGGAGUUGUUAUCUAUGCGUCGACUGAACUUGCUCGGGCACAUAAGGGUCUUUGAGACAAAGGCAUCAAUUCAACAACUUUAUAAGUUAUGGGCGGAUAAAGGAGGUAUUGACAACUUGAAUUUGACUACUGGUUUUGGUACUGCUGGUGUCAUGGUGGAGAUGAGGCAAUGGAUAGCAGACUUAACAAUAAACGUUAUGUUUAGAAUGAUUUAUGGAAAGAGAUAUUCUGGGGGAGGUGUUGACAUGGAUGAAGCUCGAAAGUGUCAAAGAAUUUUACAGAAGAUGAUGCAUCUGAUUGGUUUAAAUGUGGUGGGAGACAUGAUACCAUGGCUUCGAUGGUUAGAUAUAGGAGGUCACGAGAAGGCCAUGAAAGAAACAUCAAAAGAAUACGACAAUCUCUUGGAGGAGUGGCUAGAAGAGCACCAUGCUCGGCGGAGGGGACAAAACGGUUCGGACAAAGGAGAUUGUGAUUUUAUGGACGUGAUGAUCUCAAUGCUUAAAGAUGCAGAAAUAGAGGGUUACGAUGCUAAUACCAUUAACAAAUCUACUUGCUUGAAUAUGAAUCUUGGGGGAGUAGACACCACCGCCACCAUGCUUACAUGGACUCUUUCUUUACUCAUUAAUCAUCCCCAUGCGUUGAUGAAGAUUGAAGAAGAAUUGGACAUCCAUGUGGGCAAAGGAAGGCUCGUGGAGGAGUCUGAUAUUCCCAAUUUGGUAUACCUCCAAGCUGUUAUCAAAGAAUCGCUAAGGCUAUAUCCACCUGCUCCACUAGCAUCCCCAAGAGAAGUCACACGAGAUUGUGUGGUCGGUGGCUAUCACGUGGCGGCAGGGACAAGGCUCUUUUUAAACGUGUGGAAACUCCAUCGCGAUCCUAAGAUAUGGUCGGAGCCAUUAGAGUUUCGUCCAGAGAGAUUCAUGACUACCCAUAGAAACAUAGAUAUCCGUGGCCUGAAUUUUGAGCUGAUUCCUUUUGGUUCUGGUAGGAGAGUGUGCCCUGGAAUAAACUUUGGCAUGCAAAUGGGGCACUUGGUCCUGGCUAGCUUGUUGCAGUCUUUUCAGCUCUCGAAUCCUAACAACGAACUUGUCGAUAUGACUGCGGUUGAAGGAUUGACAAUAUCCAAAGCUACCCCUCUUGAAGUGAUCAUCACUCCUAAGCUUUCUGGUGAUCUUUAUGCCUGGAACUCCUCUGGGGGAUCAGGUUAAAUUACGAAAGUGAAACUCCUCCUCCGGGGAACAAUUAAGAAUAGACUUUAUCACCUGCUGUCAAUUAUGUUAAUUUUUAAAAUU